This is a messenger RNA of Babesia microti strain RI, 348 nucleotides long. Its product is annotated as conserved Plasmodium protein, unknown function. The transcript is spliced from 2 exons. The coding region runs from base 1 to 348 and encodes 115 amino acids. NCBI's taxonomy places the organism in Eukaryota, Apicomplexa, Aconoidasida, Piroplasmida, Babesiidae. The record is from RefSeq and is a predicted model, not a curated record.
AUGUAUCUAGCAAUAAUUAGGGCUAAAACAACGCCAAAAUUGGUGGAAUCUCUGGCUAAGUUUAGGGAAUGCGUCUCGAAACUCAGAGUCGGGAGGGCUAAGCAGAGGUACGCUGGUUGGCCCCCAAAAGAUGCCAUAUACAUUGCAAAAAAUAAUUUUGGGCCUCUUGACCGAACCAUGUUUGUUAUAAAUCGCAUUUUGCCAACCGGAGUCACUAGGGAACCUACACUGGUCAUUUGCUGUGGCAACACCCCCGUUCUCAUGUUCAAUAGGCAUCAAUUUGAAUCCUUCCUAUCGCAUCUCCCCUGGAUCAAAACUCAACUUAGUAAUCAAUACAAAUUAAUUUGA